Symbiodinium necroappetens is the source of this 5783-nucleotide messenger RNA. NCBI's taxonomy places the organism in Eukaryota, Dinophyceae, Suessiales, Symbiodiniaceae. The record is from the annotation of a GenBank genome assembly.
AUGCCGCCCAGUCAGAAGCCGACUGGCCAGGCUGUUGCGAAGCCCCAGAAGGGGAAAGGCAAAGGAUCCGAGACGGAGUCACAAACCUCGAAGAUCGAGUUCGCUUUACCGCCGGCUAUGGUCACCUCUUUACAAGCAAUCACUUCGCGCUCUACUCAAGACUUGUGGGGAAACCCCACCAGCAUCCCCGGCGACCUGAGUGUCGAACAACAGGCACAAAGACGUGCCUCAGCUGUGGGGAAACUUUCGAAACGCAUUUCUGGAAAUCUGCGUGCGAAGGACGAGCUACGUGCCUCUCUCCAGCAAUGGGUGAUAACCAUAGCCAUUCACCUCGCUGGCUUGGUUCAAAGAGUUCGUGCCCUGGGAGAGAAAGUGGAUAUGGAUUUGACGGAGGCCCUCCGCGAGAUGAGGGAUGCCCUCCAUCAGCAGCCCUCUAUUACCACAUCGGAGCAGGUGUCUGCGGCCACAGAGGCAGUGGGCCGGCCAAUCUGGAGUCAACUGCAGGAGCACGAGAUUUUUCGUGUGGUUUCCGCUUUGCGCGCGUUUGGUGUUGUGGAAGCCCCUCAGCGUGGCAUGGAAGCGGGCUCCGAAGUCAGUUUUGGGUUGGCAACAGCAGCAAUGCCGUCACCCGAGGGCAUGGACACAGAGUUAGGCGGACCCUCGGAUUUGGGCCUGCCAGUCGGGGCAAGAUCGGUUCCCGAGGCUGGUCCUCUUACUGGGGCGGAAGUUGUUGGUGGCCUCAGAGCUGCCACUGGCCGGCCUCUGGACGCCAGCGUGAUUCCAGGAGGCACUACCCCAGAGGCUCUACAGCGACCACAACAGACUCAGGUGGUGGACAGCUCCGAGCCUGCUCAUCCAGACCUUGGCGGUAUGUCUUGGGAGGCUGCAUGGCUGCAACUACUACAAUUUGCCACCGAACAUGGAUCAGCGCUGGUGGGCGAGGUGAUUCGCGACCCACAGCAGGACAUGGUGCUUCCCCUCCAAGACCAAACCCCCGAGGAUCGCAGCGAAAUAUUGGAGGCCGCAGAGGAUACCUGGUUGGCUAUGUUGGCAGCCUUGGACAUACAGGAACCAGGGGCUGUCCAUACACUGUGUGUUCGAAUGCAGGACCUCCUCAGCAGGCUACGAAUGUGCCCGAGUGCUGUCAGUGGUGUGCGGCAGGGGAUCAUCCUGCUUGCUCAAGUCACGUUGGGCAAUCUGCUAGACCCUUACUCCUAUGCUCCCACCACGGCGCAGGAGUGGCUCUUCCCGACAGCUAUUGCAGAACACGGCUCUCUGGCCAGAGGUGCCCUGCUCUCUUGCAGAUCCCGGAAGAUGGAUUCUCAGACCAACUUUGGAGUGAGCUGGUCUGCUGUCACUGGGGCCGUCGGUGGCAGUGCGUGGGCGACCUAUUUGUAUCGCAUCUCAGGCGUGCAGAUCUGGCAGCAGGGGACCUUCGGCCUGUCAGAACGCCCAAUGCGCCUCUCCUUGAGCCGGCCCUCAGGAUGGUUCCACCCUACCGCACGUCUUCUGCUGCUGGCUUAUGGUGAUGCCUUCCAGGCUGAGGAGGACGACGCACCCGCCACGUUGGAGGACCGGUUUAGCACCAGCCUGUCAUUGCCCACUACAGGAGAGUUGGCCUUUCAUGAUCUAAGUGGUGCAAAUGCCGUCAUCCUUCAUGCACACGGACACACGUACGCCUGUGUUCCCUCGUAUGCCGACCAUCUUACACUUCGAUCGUCGGCCUUGAGCGCUGUUGCAGCUGAUUUGCAGAUUCAGCCAAGAGGACGACUCUGGUGUGCUCGCCUUCUUCCCCCCUUGGACCGCAUGCCUGCCAUUCAAUUUGUAGCGGCAUAUUGUGAGGUCGGGGAGGUGCUAGGAGUUGUUGAUCUUCGUCCGUCUGAUGGUGGCGUUCAUGUGAUCCAGGUGCGGGAAGGUGCCACACCGGCUGAGCGUAUUGCGGAAGCUGUUCAGCAACACGGUGAGCCAUCUGGCGGCACGCCGCUAGCUGCGGGGCUUGCUCAGGGCCUGCUGCAGGUCUUGCAUAGGGAACAUGUGGUAGAUCCAUUCGCGCCUCUCAAUGCCGCCCCGCCCGCUCCGGUUGUUGUUCUUUGGCGCCGAAGUCAUCUGGCUUCGGGUUACAGGGAUCCCCAACUGCCUGGGGAGGAUACUGAGGUUCAUGCCGAGGUGACACUUGGAGCUGCGAUAGUUCGGGGUGCUGCACCUUCCUCCGCUACUCGAUCUUUCGGUUGUUGCACUUGGGGCCCCCUUCUCGGCCUCCUGCUUGCGGUUCCACGAUGGUUACCUCUGCUGACUAUUCCGUACAUCGUCUCUUGUAUGCACGAGCAUGAAGCUGCGGUGGAGGUCUUCCAGCCUAUGGGAGACAGCCCCUGGUCUGUGGUUGUUCAGCACCCAGGUCUUGCGUCUGCUGAGGAACACGCCACAUUAGGCAGGAGCCUACCUUCGAUAGAUGCCAGAACGACCCUUUGUCUCUCGGUAGAUGACAGAGCUGGUGUGCCGGAGUUCCGAUUCUGCAUUUGGAGCCCUGGUGAUAGGACUUGCUUCUUUCUGCCGGGGGCCAGUAAACCGGUGAUCUUGCGUGAGCGCCUUCUUGAAGCUAAGGUUCGCCUUAGUCGAGGUGACUGCUUAGUCUGGGACCCAUUGCCGGCGGACCGUGGGUUGCACUUCGUCGCUACGGCCCAGGAUCCCGCACUUGUCACGGUCAUUGCCGAUACGGGCCGUGAGCACCUGUGCCUGGAUGUUCCUCGUGUUCGUUUCGGCACUGCUCUGCUUUCGGCUGUGCAGCUGCUGUGCCCGGAACGCUGCUUUCGAAUCACGGAAAACGUUCGGACUCCUGUUCGACACGGAGAUGUCAUUCGGCUUUUCGAUGAGCCGAUUGCUAGCUGCCGAACACCGCAGUUCUAUGUACCCAGGUUUACCUAUCCGCCCUCCUUGGAGCCGGGAACACAGCUAGUUUACAUUGCUUCUGUGGACAUGGGACUGAUUCGACUCAAGGUCCCUUGGGGGGUCGAUAUUCACGCUCUGGAACGAGCACUUAUCGUCUGGUUGGGCAGACAGCGUUGUCUUGGGGUUAGGCUGCACAAGCUUGACUUGGAUGUUUCCGUUCCGGUUUACUGCUUGCCGCGCAGGGGGCGCAGUACACUUGCCGUUGGACUGCUCGACCUCGCUGAUCCCAUCAUGGACACCAUUGUGCAUGUUGUUGAUGCUGACGAGUCGGUUGAGCUUGACUGUGAGAUUCUUCGUGAGCCCUGGCGUACGGCCUCCCUCUUUUGGAAUGAUAUUCUAGAGAGGGAGCCGGUGUGUGUUGCUUGUUGGCACUCUACGCCGGUUGAUUCUGCCGGUGGACCGCGCUUCCGCAUGGUGGCUCUAGGCCUUGAUGUGUGUCGUGCGCUGGGUGCCGGGUGGCAGCCGCCAGUCCCCAGUGUGGUCCCAGAUUAUGACCUGGUCAUUGCUGCUGAGCACCUGGGCAUUAGUUGGGGUUCCGGCCUACUAGCCGCUAGCCGACAUGCCUCUACCCAAACUGUUGCGACGCACUGGCCUAUGCGAGCGUCACCUCUGUUCUCCUCAGCGAUGCCUGUGCCGCGCAGGGCUGAAGGCUGUUCAUUUGACGAAAAGUACGGGGCGGAGGGCACCCUCUUCCAUCUGGAGUGUUCUCAUAUGCAUGUGCGCUGCACUGUUCCGUGUGUUGCAGGUCGGCACAUUUGGGCUCUCCGCUUUUGCAAUUGGGUCCGGGCCGCGUGUACUACUCGUCUGAGCUGGGACGAAGUGCUGGAGGUGGCUGGCCUCUCCUAUUGUGAUCUGCCCGGUACCAGUAUUCACGGCCCGGAUCAGCUCUGGUCGUGGCCAGAAGAUGUUGUUUCCCUCUCCGGUCAGUGUGGUCAUGUUAUGCACAGCGGUAGCGGCCCAUAUCUUGAAUGCAUCUACUCGGCUGACCCUCGCCCGCCGCCGACCCCUGCCGCUCGGUCCCACGGUCAUCGGUUGGCCUUGUCCUGGUGGCAGCUUCCGUUUCUUGCGAUUGUCACUCGAGGUCACGCUCUUUAUGGGGGUGCCAGCCUCUUGUUGGCUCUCACCACCGCCCACGCUGCGAGUGACACUAAUGCCUCCGACACCCCGUCUGCUCUACACAGCUCCAGCGAAUCUGAAGGGCUUGCGGCUAUGACUAAUUCCACUCCCAGUUGUAGCUCGGCCUGGUGCCAUGAGCUCUCAUGUCAGAGCACUCACUUCACUGUUAACUCUGCUUCGCUUGCGGAGUAUUUCACUGCCUUUUCUCCGACCGAGCCGGUUCGUGUUCAGCUCUGGAAUCCCUUCGAAGGCCCCUCCCUCUUCGAUUUCCUUCGGACUGAGUCAGCCACGGCUCUGCACUCCAAGUUGUUAGCUGCCGGGCAUGACCCGUCGAGGCGAGUCUUGUACGUGGCCUUCGACACUCAGAGCACCGUGGUUGACUUGGUCUCAGUUCCCCCCAACAGUGGCCGUUGGUGGAUUGUCCGUGACGGGUUGUCCAGGGAGCUGCUGCGCCCUGUCACCACCUGGGUUGACGAGAAUCGUCGAUCGGUUGUUACUUUGAACUCGCGUGGCCAAGCUGCGAGUCUCGCUACUACGCCUGAGACCGUGGCGUUAUACCACCUCCCGCAAGGAGCGCGUGGAGCUACUGCCGCUCCUUUCACCCGAGUCUAUGGACACAUGACCACGGCUGGGAUUGCUCUUGUCGAAGCUGGUAUAGGUGUGGUUUCAGGUGCUAGACCACGCUUGUCACUCAUAGCGGGUACUCUUAUGCUGUUCGCUGUGCCUAGCCAGGCCAUGAUGCAGGGUCAGGUGGUGCCAACAAGCUCGCAAGCUCUCUGGAGUAAUGCCCAGCCACCGCCUCAGCAUACUCGGAUCUGGACUCACACGCUUGCUGCCCCCGUAACCGUCGCUUACUCGCCAGAGCCUAACCCUGCUCGACUUGCUGCUGCAGUUGCCGCUACACAGCGCGGUCCCAGGGGCGAUGGAGUCUUUGAUUGGACGGUCCCGCGGCAAUACGGGGAUACCGCGCAUAUCAUUCACUACCCUGCCGGUCUUUGUCCGCCCUUUGUCUUCUGGCUGCUGCAUUAUCGCGGCAGGGGCGCUGUUAUUUGCGCUACUCCAGGGCAUGUUGACUGGCAGUAUUUAGCGCAAGAGGCCUCGGAAGCAUUUUCCUCCCCGGGUUUUAUGCAAGGUUCCUUCGGUAUUCAGCAUAAUGGGCGGAUAUUUGCCUACGGCUCUGACCUUGUGACGCCACCUCACGGCACCAUCCUUCACUUAGUUCGUAUGGGGGCUCGGGCUUCUUCCGGUUCUGCUGGUAACGUUUGGGAGGCCCCUGCUGAGCUUCACUGGAUACCUCAGUUUGAGUAUAAUCUCUGUUUGGGUCCCGGAGGUGAAGCCCCCAUAUGUGAUGGCCUUCCUGGUAAUCGUGCAGCACCGGGCUCGGGUGAGGAAUUGCAGGCCUCCCUGUCUUACAUGCAGCACCUGCUAGGUGGGCUUGAACAAUCAGUCGAGCAGUGCCAUGCGGCAGCAGUCGCACUUGCUACUAGCCAUUCUGCCACCGACUCCGUGCCGGCGACAGCCAACGGGGAGGGCCCCCCCGCAUCUUCCGCAUCUUCAGCAAGCCCAUCCUAUGGGGCGAAUUAUGUAGUCCAGAUGUGCUUUGUCUUGGUUCUUGGGAUUGGUCAACAGAACUUAGCUGGCUUGCUGGUGUAUGGCUUAGCUUCCUUCGCUGUGUCGUUUAUGCGGACGAUUCUGGCGACGAAGCACCUGAUGGCCCUACA